Punica granatum (pomegranate) is the source of this 1157-nucleotide messenger RNA. NCBI's taxonomy places the organism in Eukaryota, Viridiplantae, Streptophyta, Magnoliopsida, Myrtales, Lythraceae. The record is from RefSeq and is a predicted model, not a curated record.
CGAACAGGCGCUGACUUUUUGACCAAAUGAGGAGUCACCUUCUAAGAGGAGCUCGAGCUCAGGUUCUUCUUCUUGGAGCUUCGACGACAUCUGGAACCCUCUCCUCCUCCGCCAUCUCAAGGCCGAGCGAAGUCCGCGUCCUUCACCGUCGCAGAGCCCUUCCUCAGUUCCACUCCCUGAGCGCCUCGGCAUUUAAGGCCGCAAGUAUGUCGAGCCAAGGAGGGAAUGCAGCUGGCGCGAGGACCAUCCACUUCUCGCUGUCGCCGGCGAGCGCUCUGGUGAUCCUUCAAGGCGACAUCACCAAGUGGUCCGUCGAUGGAUCCUCCGACGCAGUCGUUAAUCCCGCGAAUGAGAGAAUGCUUGGAGGCGGUGGUGCAGAUGGAGCCAUACACCGAGCUGCAGGACCGGAGCUUUUAGAAGCUUGUUAUAAGGUCCCAGAAGUCCGCCCAGGAAUCCGUUGCCCCACUGGUGAAGCUAGGAUCACUCCAGGAUUCAAAUUGCCUGCAUCCCAUGUUAUACACACGGUUGGCCCGAUCUACGACACCGACAAAAAUCCCCAAGAAUCCCUUAGAAGUGCCUACAAGAACAGCCUUGCCGUGGCCAAAGAGAACAACAUCCAGUACAUCGCAUUUCCGGCUAUAUCCUGCGGUGUAUAUGGAUAUCCAUAUGAUGAAGCUGCCGCGGUAGCUAUAUCUACUGUAGAGGAGUUUUCAGAUGGCUUGAAAGAGGUGCACUUUGUUCUGUUCUCGGACGAGAUUUAUGAUGCUUGGUCAAGCAAAGCAAAAGAGCUUCUUCAGAAAUAAAAUGGAUAACUCAUCAUGGACCGAUUGGCCGUGUAUUGAAGAAGAGGAGCUCCUCGUGCUCCGUUUCAAUGAAUGCAGAACUAGUGAAUAAUCAUGGAUUCGCAAUUGAUGGAGCUGUGUAAAUUAAAGCUAAAGCAGAUCGAAUCCGAGCAGUGCGUGUUGUGAUCUUGUGGAACAGGUCAUCUUAUGUUUGCAGAUCCAUGUCCUAUCGACUUGCUCUUGAUGAUGACGAUGUAAUUCGGUCUAUUUGGAUCCUGCGAUUAGAAUCUUUCAACUAUGUUCUCAUCUCCAAGAACCUAGAACUGCUAGUUUGAACAAUGCCAUCAUAUCGAGCGAGUCCUACUCGAAUUGUCC